Messenger RNA from Fulvia fulva, 342 nucleotides. RefSeq lists its product as uncharacterized. The record is from RefSeq and is a predicted model, not a curated record. NCBI's taxonomy places the organism in Eukaryota, Fungi, Ascomycota, Dothideomycetes, Mycosphaerellales, Mycosphaerellaceae. Bases 1 to 342 code for a protein of 113 amino acids. The transcript is spliced from 2 exons.
AUGCCAAUGUCGAUAUGCCAGAUCUGCGGAGAACGCCUAUGUGGCAGCGACUUGUUCAGCGACCCUGCGAUGCAUUUCUGCGUUGGGCUAGACGGCCCUGCAAUCGUACAGACGACGAGCUUUGUGCCGAAAUGCUUGGACUCGGACUCUGAAGAAGAAUUCCGUGCCACCAAGAAGAAGAACGACCCAGCUUCAGCACAGCCCAAAGCUGCCUUGUCGAUACACAAUCCAGAAGACCUAGAAGAGAUUGGUCGGCUGCAAGAGGAAAUCGAGCAGCUGAGGCAGAUGCUGCCAAAUAUCGAGUCGCCAGUUCCUGCGAAGACUGCAGUCGUCGAGACUUAG